Molecule: messenger RNA, 1281 nt
Organism: Peronospora matthiolae
Lineage: Eukaryota; Oomycota; Peronosporomycetes; Peronosporales; Peronosporaceae
Source: the annotation of a GenBank genome assembly
AUGGUCUUUGGCUUUCGCUCCGCCGUCUCGCGCGUGACGCCGCGUCUCGCCGUGUUCGGCACCGGCGCCACGCUAGGCACGAUGCACUCGAGUCGCAUCGCCCGCACGGAAGAGAAGCGCGACCUCCGCGAUCUGGAGUUCGGCGUGCCGUCCGAUCGCAAGCGCGUGGAUCCGUUCUCGCCCUUUUUUCCAUCGGACAAACACCCGUGUACCCACGCGGGGAUGUUCAUUCCCGGCUGCCACGAGCUCAAGAUCUUCUCGGGCUCGUCGCACUUUGAACUGGCCGAUGACAUUGCGCGGCGGCUCGGCACGCGCGUUGGAAAGAUCACGCUCGGCCGCUUUGCUGAUGGUGAAGUGCAGGUGCAAGUGGGCGAGAGCGUGCGGGGCAAAGACGUGUACCUGGUCCAGAGUCUGGCAAGCCCCGUGAACGACAAUAUCAUUGAGCUCCUGCUUAUGGUGAGUACCAUGCGGCGAGCAAGUGCCAAGAAGGUGACGGUCGUCAUCCCGUACUAUGCGUACAAGCACCAUCGUCGUGCGAACCCGGCAGCUACUAGCUUGAAUUCCAAGUUUAUCCAGAGUCCUGCUGCUGAUAUUGCCAAGAUGCUCGAAGUGAUGGGGGUGGACCGCGUGAUUGCCGUGGACAUGCAGAUGCGUGUUGAAGGCCACGAGGCGUGUUUCUUUAGCUCGGACAUUCCCGUCGAGACAAUUGAGACGAUCAUGGCUGGCGUCGAGUAUUUUGCUACGCAAGUGUACAUUCGUCGUCCGCUUGUGGUGAUGGCGCCGAACCCAGAGUGCUUGCGUCGUGCACGUAUUUUCCAGACGGGUCUGAACAAGUGGCUCCCGGACUCACCGGCGCAGUUUGCCGUGUUUUUCCACGGGACGGGCAAAGAAGAGUCGGGGCAGCAGUCUCCUGCUGAUAUUGUGGGUGAUGUCAAGGGCGCUGACGUGAUUGUUGUGGACGACUUGAUUGACACGAGCGAAACGCUGUCCAAGCUCACGAACCUUGCUCUAAGUAAAGGCGCCCGAAAGGUGUACUGCUUUGCCUCGCAUCCGCUGCUAAACGGCGACGCCGAACGUUUGAUCGAGGACUCAAACGUGUCACAGGUUGUUGUGAUGGACACGAUUCCGGCCGACCCGAAGGCCUUUCACACCAACAAACUCAAGCGUCUGUCGGUCGCACCCAUGCUUGCGGAGCUGAUUCAAGCCGAGCACUUCAAGGCACACUCGUACAUUGACAAGGUGAACUCUCGAGAGGACUUCAAGUACGUGCACCACUAUUAA